ACUAAAUGAGUCGUUCCUACCUUCCCCUCCGGAGUCACAGCACUGAUUCCCUUUCGUGAACCUGCUCCCUGACCACAUAAAUCCGCUGUACUCGCAGUAAUUGCUAGAGAAAGACCUUGUUUGAGGAGAGGAAUCGUCCAUAAACUGGAACUUUAACGUUAGCUGGAGCUGAAAGUCAAGAUGAGUGAGAUACCUGCUCCCUCCGUCCGUCAGCAUGGACUCUGAUAACGACGUGCUGAUGAAGGAGUACAUGAAGAUGAUGACUGAUAUGAUCGUGCUGUGUGCCACUCUGGCACUGUCCCUCUUCUUCUGGGUCACCUCUCUCACCAUCAGCAGCUACUACGGGACGCUGCAGCCUGUGUCGCCGUGGCGGUGGUUGUUCUCCCUCUUGGUUCCCCUCAUGCUGACGCUCAGAGCGCUGAAGAGACGCAAUCUGGACCGCUCGGGAGCCCUCGGAGCUCUCCUGGUGGGAUUCGUGUUGACGAUGGCCAACUACAGCUUCUUCUCCUCCCUGCUCGCCUUCUUCAUCACCUCCUCCAGACUGACCCGCUGGGGCGGAGCCAAGAAAAGGAAAAUAGACGCCGAGUACAAAGAAGGGGGGCAGAGGAACUGGGUUCAGGUCUUCUGUAAUGGAGGAGUUCCCACAGAGCUGGCACUGCUGUACAUGAUAGAGGUGGGUCCGGGCGAGAUCCCCAUCGACUUCAGUAAACAGUACUCCGCCUCCUGGAUGUGCCUUUCUCUUCUGGGCGCGCUCGCCUGCAGCACCGGGGACACCUGGGCGUCGGAGGUGGGCCCCGUCCUCAGCCAAUCACAGCCCAGACUCAUCACCACCUGGAAGGAAGUCCCAGCAGGAACAAACGGAGGAGUCACUCCCGUCGGACUGCUCGCCAGCUUCCUCGGCGGGCUCACCGUGGGCGCCGCUUACUUUGUGACACAGCUCCUGAUGAUCAGCGACCUGCACAUGGCGGACCCGCAGUGGCCGAUCGUGGUGUACGGCGGCGUGGCGGGGCUGCUGGGAUCCAUGCUGGACUCGUUCCUGGGAGCUCACAUGCAGUACUCAGGCUUUGACUCGAGCAUCGGGAAGGUGGUGGGUUACGAGUCCGCCACCACCCGGCGGAUCUGCGGGAAACCCAUCUUAGACAACAACGCGGUCAACCUGUUCUCGUCCGUCCUGGUCGCGCUCAUCCUGCCCGGGUUGGCGUGGGGGAUGUGGCCGCGAUAGACAGACGACGGACAGACACUAAGCGCUGGACUGAACUAAAGAAUCUGAUCUGAGACGGAGUUAUGAGACGUUUGAGUCUCUGUUGGUCUGAAUAUUAGAUAAAAACGCUGCCUGUAUUAUCGUGUUGGACGUGCUGAUCGUGGUAAAGACUCUUUGGAAGAGGAAAAUAAAUACUAAUGAAAACACAGAUCACUUAUUGGAAGUCACUGCCCUGAUAGAUCAGAUAGUUAAUAACACAAGGGAUUGAGGGAUUAGUAAGUAGUUAUGGACUGAUAUUCAUUACUUUUUUGUAUUCCAGGUGAGCAAAAUUAUAAACACAAUAAAACAAAAGGUUAUAUAUAUAUAUACACCAAAUUCACUGCGACAUCUCAGACCAUAACAAAAGGUGCUUCAGCCAACCACACUACACUGACACAACCAGUAAUUUUACUUACAUACUUUAUAUAUCAUGGUAACGUCAUUCAGAAUGGGCAGAAACUAAAUAAAACUAAUUAAAACUGUCUCUGUCAGUGUUUCCGACAAUCAGCAACUCUGGUUUGGUGGCAAUAAAUCCUUCAUUUAGUGAUUUUGUUCUGUAUUUUUUAACUCUGAGCGAGACACUGAACUCUAACUGCUCCUGAUGUGUGUGAAUGCAGCCUGUUGUAAAGUGUCGAGAGCUCGGUAGACUAGAAAAUUUGGAUAUAAAUGUUGUUUUUAAUGUAUCGAGGGCAGAUUUCACCCUAAUUUAUAUAAUCUCAUGCUUCUGAUGAGCCAGCUUCAAGGUUUUCUGCUCUUCACAGUACGGAUUUACAUUCACAGCUCGUCAAUCAUGUUAAAAACCGCCUCUGACUGAUGUUAAUAAACUGGUCCUACUUUUAAAUCAAAGAUGUGUUUUGUCUGUCAACCUGUGUGAGUCAGUCAGAAGAGGAUUAAUGGAGUUUUUAACCACUUGUAUCACUCUCUUAUCUCUUUGUAUCCAUCUCUAAAUCUCUCUGUAUCUGCUGGGUACAGCUUUGUAAGAGUGGAAUUAAAGCACUUUCAAGGAACUUUCCAGACUCUCGAAGCCUUUUUUGUCACAUCUAAAUUGUUACUAUAAAUACAACUGUGAAAAAUAUAGUUUACAGUUUUAUUAUAGUAGCAGUUUGUAGUUUAUUCUACCAGAUGUUAGUAUUCAUUUUGAUUGUAUGCUUCGAUUUCGAUAUUAGUGUUUAAUCACCUGAAUAAGAAUUGUUACCUGAAUAUGGGACAGCCCUAGCUCUACAUUUCUAUAUCUCAGUGUAUCUUUAUCUCUUUUCCCUCCCAACCCUUUAUGUAUUUUAUCUUUACCAAACCAAACCGACGCCCUUCGCACUGACCUGUAGCGCACUCGACCUUUGACCCUGGCGUGGUUACAGCGUGUGAACAGACUCCACGGAGAGCGGCGGCUUUUCAGAGGUAUUACUGUUUUUAUUUCAGAGUGUCUGAGAGAAAAGGCACUAAACCAAACCGGGAGAGUGACAUUGACUUUGAAUGGGAGAGAGAGAGAGAUGCAAAGGAGUCGGGUUUAAAUUAACAUAUAUAUAUAUAUAAAGUUUACACAACACCAGGCAUACAAACACACUCAACAUCCACACACACACACACACACAGCUUAUUAUCUACACAUUCCUGAUUGAUUAAAUACAGCAGACUGAAAACUCCAGGAGCCGUUAAAGGAAAAAUUCCCCCAAAUGUUUGUAUAAAGUAUGUAAAGACGCCAGAACAUCACGUAGUGUUUAAACGGUUUGUUUUUUCCUUUAACCCCCGACUCUCCUGAAGCUUCACCGACGUCUGAAACAAACUCCAACAACAAAAAAUCACCAACAGAAACGCUCAAAGAAACUAUAAAUACAGU
This is a messenger RNA of Morone saxatilis (striped sea-bass), 3074 nucleotides long. It is a transcript of the gene tmem19, whose product is annotated as transmembrane protein 19. Gene Ontology annotation, cellular component: membrane. Lineage: Eukaryota; Metazoa; Chordata; Actinopteri; Moronidae. The record is from RefSeq and is a predicted model, not a curated record. The coding region runs from base 215 to 1222 and encodes 335 amino acids. The transcript has 8 exons.